Leptosia nina is the source of this 2790-nucleotide messenger RNA. The record is from the annotation of a GenBank genome assembly. Lineage: Eukaryota; Metazoa; Arthropoda; Insecta; Lepidoptera; Pieridae.
AUGAGGAAGCUGUUGCUGUGGGCCUUGUUGUUGUAUGACGUCACAGACGCAAACAGAAACUACGACUAUGACGACAUAGAUAGCUUGAAGCGUCACUCUUUCAUAGACGAUAGACGAAACUGGAGGAAGAAGGCUCUAUUGAAAUUCGACCAGGACCACAACUGGGAAGAAAGAAGGAGAUACGAAGAUACUAGAUACUUGGAUGACAUUGAGAAUAAACCUGGUCAAAGGAAGAGCGAUUAUGACAGUUCAGGAACGGGCUACGGCAGCCAAAAGCAUGAUGACGAAAAGACUAGAUAUAGAAGUACUGAGAUCAGUCAUAGUGCUACAGACAAGGAAACAGACAGAAAGGUGCCUUUUUCCAUGAAUUGUGAACGCCCACAUGAAAGGUACGAGCCAUGUUUUUCUGGCUGCGCAGCGAUAAGUUGCGACAACCCGCGGGAGAGGUUACGACCCUGCUACCCCUUCUGUGAGCCAGGUUGCAUAUGCACGCAACCAUAUGUGCGAGAUGAUCGGACUCAUAAAUGCGUUUUGCCAGAUGAUUGCACUAACGCCAAACUUAGACAGAACUAUAGAAGACAGUAUGAAGAACCGACCAGAGCAGAAGAACAUUUGGUAACCCUUGAUGGUACUGAGCCACCCGCCCCGUUUGACCCCAUCGAUCAUGAAGUUAAUGAAAUCACAAAAAACGCAGAUGAUUUAGGUGACUGGUUAUAUAAUCAGUUUUUUAAAACUAUUGAAAACCAAGUUAUCAACAAGACACAGGAAAACGAAGUACCGACAAGACGAAAUGGUGUACCUAUCAAAGCCAUGGAUUUGAGAAGAUCGCGCAAAAAGAACAAGAAAUCAAAACAGAAAAGACGUAAGUCGAGUAUGCGGAGGAAGUUGCUUCGUAUUACAGAAAACGACAGCGUUUUUGACUCAUCACAAGAGCACGCAUCGUCAGAAACAAGCGAAUCAAGUUCAGACGAAAGCGACGGAACAUUUGAGAUUGCAGAAACUAAAGAAAAGCACAAAGAUGACAAAGAGCACGGACAUAAGAAAAUCGUCAUCAUAAACAAGAAGCCCAAGCCGCCAUUACCCUCUUUCAUAUUUCUACCCAAUAUGGACACACCAUUUUACCCUCCUAUUGGACUUCCACCGCCGCCGAUUAUGCCAAUGUAUCCUAUUAUUCCUGUGCCACCUAUGCCAGUAUAUCCUUGUCCUGAACAAGGUGCGAGUGAAACUACCGUGGUAUUAACGACUACCACCAAAGUAACGCCUACUAGCACAACUUCUCCUAAAGGAACUACACAAUCGGCAAAAACACCAGAAAUUAGUGAAGUGGAAGACCCAUUUCCAACUACAAUAGAUUCGGGUACUACAACACAGAAGCCAACUAUGCAACCGGGAAGAUCGGGAUCCUACAAGAAGAGAAAUAGAGCAUCAAGAAUGAAACAAAACGGUUAUAGUCGACGACCUCACGUUGGAUUAAAGACAAAACCGUCACAAGACGAGCGACAAAAGCUGUUCCAGCAUCUUCGAGAAAGAAUGAACAAACCAGCUCCGUUACGACCACCUAAGGGCAUGCCGAACGACAAUGAAGAUGAAAUGUUUGAGUCACCCCUUACAGAAGACAACAUGUUCGAUGAUACCUUCAACAACGAAAUACCCCCGAAACCUAAGCACGGUACUGGUACUCAGCAGCCAGAUAACGUAGAUUUUAAAUACAUUAGUGAACUUAUUCAUCGAGUUAACCUUAACAAUACAAAUGAAUUACCUCCUAUAGAGUACAACCCUAGAGACAGUGCUGAAUUUUAUAAACCGCGAAAACCAUAUUACAUUAAAAAUCGAAAGUUCAACGCGCCUAUAGAAACUCGUAGACUCUACUCUGAUGAUUCUUAUUACACAAAUUUGGGAAGACAAAUCGCUUCGAUCAUUCGCAAUGCAGAUGCGCAAAAUCAACAAGUAGAUAUUGAAAUUGAACAAUCUGAACGAAACAACGAGGAUCAUAUACUUUUGAAUAAUAACUCGCCUAGGUCAUUUUGGGAACGAUCUGUGAGAUCACCUUUGAAAUAUUUAAAUUCCAACAAAAAUAAAUACGAUUACCUCAAGAAGAGUAAUGAACUUCUAUUCAAUAUUGAGAAUAAGGUGUCAAUUGUAGCAUCUACGAUGCCUUCUUUAACGUUACAAGAGAUAGAAAAUAUCGUUAAUGUCAUGGAAAAGGCUCAAAGCAAAAUUAAAAAUAAACACGUUAGGAUCAGUCAAGAUAAAUCAGAUGACAAUCUCAAUUUCAAUUUGUGGCCGCAGGAAACUGGAGCCACUCGGAAUGAUUUUAACAAAAUUAUCGUAAAGCCGGCGCCCAAAACAAUAGUGCAAAAAGGUGAUAGCAGUAACAGUAAAAAUUUACCUGAAAUUAAAGGCUUGAGUAUGCACAAUAUACAAAGAGUGACAGCUUGGUUAUCUACCAAUAGGAAUAACCGUACUUAUAAAGCAGAUUUCGGCUCAAAUAUGAAAUUAAACUCCAACGACGAUCGUGGAAAUCCUGUACCGAAGCCUCAUGUUCAGUCAAUUGCGAAGGACAACAGACUGAAUGCGUCUCAAUAUCCAAAAUCAAAAUAUCAUGAUUACUAUCAGCCGAGUUACCAACGUAAGGGUAUGAACAAAUAUUUCCAAGACGGUCAGACAGCGCGAGAGUUUGAUGGAUUGAAUUUUCCCAUGAAACCUAUGCGCCAUUCAUUAAGCAAGCCGAUGGAUCAACAGCCGUCAUACUUCCAUCACGAGAUAAAUCAUUUUGAUUAUUUUAAUUAG